AUGAAAUGGCCGUCUAAGGACAUCGCGCUCGGAGAGAGUGGGGAGGGGACCCUGUCUGCGUGCCGCUUCUGGGGACGCGCACUCCCUGCGGCCUCGGAGGUGCGGACACGCCGGGUUACACAUGUUGAACCAUGGGAAAAGGGGAGCAGAAAAACAGCAGGCCAGACCGGGAUGUGUGGAGGGGUGCGUGGUGUUGGAACUGGAGGAAUUGUGUCUACUGCUUUCUGUCUGCUCUACAAAUUAUUUACACUGAAGCUCACUCGUAAACAAGUGAUGGGCCUUAUAACUCAUACAGACUCUCCAUAUAUUAGGGCUCUUGGAUUUAUGUAUAUUAGGUACACACAACCACCUACAGAUCUAUGGGACUGGUUUGAAUCCUUUCUUGAUGAUGAAGAGGAUCUGGAUGUGAAGGCAGGUGGGGGUUGUGUCAUGACCAUCGGGGAGAUGCUUCGUUCCUUCCUCACUAAGCUUGAAUGGUUUUCCACCUUGUUUCCAAGAAUUCCUGUGCCAGUCCAGAAAACCAUUGACCAGCAAAUUAAAAGCAGACCUAGAAAAAUCAAGAAGGAUGGCAAGGAGGGAAUGGAAGAAAUAGACCGUCAUGCAGAACGUAGACGUUCAAGGUCUCCAAGGCGAUCCAUCAGUCCCAGAAGGUCUCCCAGAAGAUCAAGAAGCAGAAGUCAUCAUCGGGAAGGCCAUGGAUCAUCUAGUUUUGAUAGAGAACUAGAAAGAGAAAGAGAAAGGCAGAGAUUAGAACGUGAAGCUAAGGAGAGAGAAAAAGAAAGGCGGAGAUCUCGAAGUACUGAUCGCACACUAGAACGAAGGCGAAGCAGAAGCAGAGACAGAUACAGAAGCCGUAGUCGAAGUCGUGACAGGAAAGGAGAUAGAAGAGACAGGGAUAGGGAGCGAGAGAAAGAAAAUGAACGGAGCCGGAAAAAAGAGAGGGAUUACGAUAAGGAAAGAGGUAGUGAAAGGGAAAAAGAUCGAUCUCGAGAAAGAUCAAAAGAAAGGAAAAGUAAGGGUGAUACAGAAGAGAGAAGACACAAGGAUGACAAGGACGACAAGAAACACAGGGAUGACAAGAGGGAUUCCAAAAAAGAGAGAAAACAUAGUAGAAGUCGAAGCCGGGAAAGAAAGCAUAGGAGUAGGAGCCGAAGUAAGAAUACAGGUAAGCGCAGCAGAAGCAGGAGCAAAGAGAAAUCAAGUAAACAUAAAAAUGAGACUAAAGAGAAGUCAAAUAAACGAAGUAGAAGCAGAAGCAGGGGAAGAACAGAGAGUGUUGAGAAGUCCAGGAAACGAGACCAGAGUCCCAGCAAAGAAAAAUCUAGAAAGCGUAGCAGAAGCAAAGAACGUUCCCACAAACAUGAUCACAGUGAUAGCAAGGACCAUUCGGACAAACAUGAUCGUCGAAGGAGCCAAAGUACAGAACGAGAGAGCCAAGAAAAGCAACAUAAAAACAAAGAUGAGACUGUGUGAACUCUUUCAGAAGUGGAUCACAUUGAAUCCUAUAAAUGUUUGAUUAAAUCCUGCUUAUUUUUUCUUAAAGUUGAGAUUGUGCAGUAGUUGAUGAGCACUCUUCUCCAACCUCCCUCUAGGCUGCAGAUUGUCAUUUCCUAUUUUGGGUAGGGAAGUGCCUUUGUAAACCCAUUCAAUACAUUGACAGUUUCAAACCAUUUAUUUAGUUUUAAUUUGUUAUGAAGAGAUUGUUCUUGCAUUUUUAUUGUUCAGAUGUUUCUGAAAUGUACAGUCUGUACAUAUGUCCUGAAAAUGUUUUAAUUUCUUUGGCAUGGUUGCCAUGUUGGUAAAAUUUGUAUGAGGCAAUAAACUGCCACUAAUUCUA
Molecule: messenger RNA, 1837 nt
Organism: Mesitornis unicolor (brown roatelo)
Lineage: Eukaryota; Metazoa; Chordata; Aves; Mesitornithiformes; Mesitornithidae
Gene: PRPF38B
Product: pre-mRNA processing factor 38B
Exons: 6
Coding region: 1-1473 (490 amino acids)
Cellular component (GO): precatalytic spliceosome
Source: RefSeq, a predicted model, not a curated record